CGGCCUAGGCCUCGCUGGUGGACUCUGCUUCCCGUGAGCCCCCGCGCUGACUUCCGGCGGGGCGGUGGCGGCCGGGCCGUGAUGGAGGCCGUGCCCCGCAUGCCCAUGAUCUGGCUGGAUCUGAAGGAGGCCGGGGAGUUCGCGUUCAACGCCGCCGUCAAGAAGUUUGUCCUGAAGAACUAUGGGGAGAACCCAGAGAACUACAAUGAGGAGCUGCGGAAGCUGGAGGUGCUCCGGCAGAGUGCUGUGAACGUGCCUAGGGACUUCGAGGGCUGCAGCACACUGAGGAAAUACUUUGGCCAGCUCCACUACCUGCAAAGCCGGAUCCCCAUGGGCGCCGAGCAGGAGGCUGCAGUCCCCAUUGCAUGGACAGAGAUCUUUUCAGGCAAGACGGUGACUCAUGAGGACAUCAAGUAUGAGCAGGCUUGCAUCCUGUACAACCUGGGUGCACUGCACUCCAUGCUGGGCGCCAUGGACAAGAGAGUGUCUGAGGAGGGCAUGAAGGUGUCGUGCACCCAUUUCCAGUGUGCUGCCGGUGCCUUUACCUACCUGCGGGACCACUUCCCCCAUUCCUACAGUGUAGACAUGAGCCACCAGAUCCUCAACCUCAACAUCAACCUCAUGCUGGGCCAGGCACAGGAGUGUCUGCUAGAGAAGUCCAUGCUGGACAACAGGAAGAGUUUCCUCGUGGCCCGGAUCAGUGCUCAGGUGGUGGAUUACUACAAAGAGGCCUGCCGGGCUUUGGAGAACUCAGAGACAGCCUCAUUGCUGGGAAAGAUCCAGAAGGACUGGAAGAAGUUGGUUCAAAUGAAGAUCUACUAUUUUGCUGCUGUGGCCCAUCUGCACAUGGGCAAACAGGCCGAGGAGCAGCAGAAGUUUGGAGAAAGGGUCAUCUACUUCCAGAGUGCACUGGAUAAACUCAAUGAAGCUAUCAAACUGGCAAAGGGACAGCCAGAAACUGUCCAGGAAGCCCUGAGAUUCACCAUGGAUGUGAUCGGUGGCAAGUACAACUCAGCUAAAAAAGACAAUGACUUCAUCUACCACGAAGCUGUGCCUGCCUUGGACACCCUGCAGUCUGUGAAAGGUGCUCCACUGGUGAAAGCCCUCCCUGUCAACCCCACAGACCCCGCUGUUACCGGCCCUGAUAUCUUCGCCAAGCUGGUGCCCAUGGCUGCCCAUGAGGCUUCUUCACUGUACAGUGAAGAGAAGGCCAAACUGCUGAGAGAUGUGAUGGCAAAGAUUGAAGCCAAGAACGAAGUGCUGGACCAGUUCAUGGACUCCAUGCAGCUGGACCCUGAGACAGUGGACAACCUGGACAUGUACAGCCACAUCCCCCCCAUCCUGAUGGAGAAGUGCGCCGCACUCAGCGUGCGCCCUGACACCAUCAAGAACCUCGUCCAGUCCAUGCAAGUGCUCUCCGGGGUGUUCACCGACGUGGAGGCCUCGCUGAAGGAGAUCCGGGACCUGCUGGAGGAGGACGAGGCGCAGGAGCGGAAGCUGCAGGAGCUGCUGGGGAAGGGUUCAGCGCCACAGGGCUCCCCGCCAGCAUCCACGGGGCUGGCUGAGGUCAGCAAGGAGUGCUCCAAGUACAUGGAGGUGCACGAGAAGGCCAGCUUCACCAACACGGAGCUGCACAAAGCCAUGAACCUGCACAUUGGCAACCUCCGCCUGCUCAGUGGGCCGCUGGAGCAGGUCAAGGCUGCGCUGCCCUCACCCACACUGAGCGAAGAUGACAAACAGGUACUGCAAAACCUGAAGAAAAUCCUGGGCAAGGUGCAGGAGAUGAGGGACCAGCGCAUGUCCCUGGAGCAGCAGCUGCGGGAGAUGAUCCAGAAGGACGAUAUCACCACCUCGCUGGUCACCACGGACCGCUCCGAGAUGAAGAAACUCUUUGAGGAGCAGCUGAAGAAGUACGACCAGAUCAAGGUGUACCUGGAGCAGAACCUGGCUGCCCAGGAGAACAUCCUGAAGGCCCUGACAGAUGCCAAUGUCAAAUAUGCAGCUGUGCGCAAGGCCCUGGCCGAGGUGGAGCACAAGUGGAACACCACCGUCCAGACCUUGGUGGCCUCCUACGAAGCCUAUGAGGACCUGAUGAAGAAAUCCCAGGAGGGGAAGGACUUUUACACCGACCUGGAGGGGAAAGCUGCCAAACUGCUGGAGAAGGCGCGGGCGGCCUGCCAGGCUGCGGAGAGCAACAGGCAGCAGAUCCUGGAGAAGGAAAUGAAGAAGCACCCGCCCCCUCGUCCCACAGCCCCCAAACCCGCCCUGCAGAAGAAGCUGCCGGAGCUGGAAGCGGAGGGGCCGGAGGUGGGCGACCUCCCCCCGCUCAGCUCCCUGAGCUUGGCCGACCUGCCCGAGGACCUUCGCAGUCUCCCCCCCGACGUUCUGGCCGCGCACCUGGCCCGGCUGCCGCCCUCCACUCUGGCCGCUCUCGCCCUCGACCCUGCGCUCCCCGCCGGGCUGCGGCCCCCCGGCCCCGACCCGUUUGCUGCCCCCCGGAUGGCGAGCGCCCCGCUGCAGCCCGUACAGCCCGUACAACCCGUACAGCCCGCCCAGCCCUUCGCCCCGCCGCGUUUCCCCGCCGUCCCCCCCGGUCCCUACGCGCUGCCCCCGGUUCCCGCUGCCGGCCCGGCUCCGUUUCCCCACGUGUCCGUCGCUCCGGUGCUGCCGGCUCAGCUCCUCCAUCCGUCCGCCCCGCAUGUUCCCGUGCCGCCCCCCAGCUCGGCCCCCUCCUCCGCCCCCCAGCUCUUCCCGGUGCUGCGGGGCGCGGUGCAGCCCGGCCCGGCGCUGGUUCCGCCCGGUUACUCGGUGCCCCCCCACCUGCUCCCCCCUCGCUCGUCCCCGCAGCACGGCGCCUCCUACGGCCCGACCCAACCGGGGCCGCCCCACCCCGGCCCCGUCCGCCCCCCGGCCGCGGUUCCGCCCCCCGAGCAGAGCGGGGCCGCCCGCCCGGCCACCACCACGGUGGACACGGUGCACGCUCCCAUCUCCAGCUGCGCGCUCCCCGCUCCCGCAGCGCCCCCCGGCGGCUUCGUGCCCCCGCAGCGCCCGCCCGGCCCCGCCGCCCCGUUCCCCCCAUUCGGUUCGCAGGCUCCGUUCUCUCACUCUGCCCCGUUCCCCGCAGCGCAGCCCCCCGCCGCCUUCCCUCCCCCCUCGGAUCUCCCGGUCCGCCCCCAUCCCGUCCCCGCCCCGCAGCCGUUCCCCCCCGCGGCGGCCGCUCCGUUCCUCCCCCCGUCCCGCCCGCAGGUCUCGCUGCCCUUCCAGCCCCCGGCCCGGCCGCCCUUUGCCCCGCAGCCCUUUACGGGCGCGGUGGGGCAGCCCCCGCUGCGGCCCCAGCUCUACCCGCUGCCCCCCGGGCCGGACAAGCUGCCGCCCCCCGGGCUCCCCCCGCACGGCGGUUCCGUCCCGUUCGGUACCGCGGUGCCCGGACCCCCGGCUCAGAGCGGCCCGAUGGCUCAGCCCGUACCCGGCGCUUUGCAGCCCGUGCCCGGCGGUUCCCCGGCUCUGCCCUUCUGCCCCAGCCCCGCCGCCCCCAUGAGACCCCCGCAGCCCGCCCCGUCUCCCGGUCCCGUCCUGGGCCACGUUCCCGGCCCCGUGGUGGUGCAGUGCCCCCUCGUCCCCUCCCCGGCCCCGUCCCCGCAGCCCCCCGUGCAGCCGCCGCCGCUGGUUCCCGGCGCGGUGCCGCACCGACCCCCGCCGCCCCUGACCCCCGCUCCGGGCUCGGCCGAGUCCCCGUUCCAGCGGCAGAGCUCCGCCACCGACGACCUCCUGUCGUCCAGCCCCGAGAGCCAACACGGCGGCUCCAAGGCGGCGGUGGGGCAGCCCCUAUUGCAGCCCACCAAGGCGGACGCCAAGGAGGGGCAGAAACCCAAAGCGGUGCAGCUCAUCGAGAACGACCCCUACGAGCGGCCCGAGCGGGUGCAGCGGCUGCGGGCCGAGCUGGAGCGGUUCCGAGCGCUGCUGCAGCGCCUGGAGCUGCCGGAACCCGGCGGAACCGCGGAGCUGGACGCGCUGUGGAAGGAGCUGCAGGACGCCCAGGAGCGCGACGCCCGGCAGCUCUCCAUCGCCAUCGCCCGCUGCUACUCCAUGAAGAACCGGCACCAGGACAUCAUGCCCUACGACAGGAACCGCGUGGUGCUGCGCUCGGGUAAGGACGACUACAUCAACGCCAGCAGGGUGGAGGACCUGUCCCCGUACUGCCCCACCAUCAUCGCCACGCAGGCUCCGCUGCUCGGCACCGCCGCAGACUUCUGGCUGAUGAUCUACGAGCAGAAGGUGUCGGUGGUCGUGAUGCUGCUGUCGGAGCAGGAGCUGGACAAGCAAAAGGUGCUGCGCUAUUUCCCGACGGAGCGGGGCCAGCCGCUGGUGCACGGUCCCAUCACGCUCGUCCUCAGCAGCGUGAAGGCGGCUCCGACGCACGUGGAGCGGAUGAUCACGCUGCAGUACCGAGACCAGAGUCUGAAGAGAACCGUCAUCCACCUGCAGUUCACGUCCUGGCCGGAGCUGGGUCUGCCCGACAGCAAAGCGAGUCUGCUGCGCUUCAUCCAGGACGUGCACGGCCACUACCUGCACCAGCGCCCGCUGCACACCCCCAUCGUGGUGCACUGCAGCUCUGGCGUGGGCCGAACCGGCGCGUUCUGCCUGUUGUAUGCGGCCGUGCAGGAGGUGGAGGCUGGGAACGGCAUCCCUGAGCUGCCGCAGCUGGUGCGGCGCAUGAGGCAGCAGCGCAAACACAUGCUGCAGGAGAAGCUGCACCUGAAGUUCUGCUAUGAGGCCGUCCUGCAACACGCCGAGCAGCUGCUGCAGCGACACGGAGGGGGUGCUCCGACAGCUCCUAAAGCCAACAGCGCGUCCCCGAAGCUGUACUUCCAGCAGGACCCGCAGGACCUGGUGCUGGGCGGGGAUGUGCCCAUCAGCUCCAUCCAGGCCACCAUCGCCAAACUCAGCAUCAAACCAGCAGGAGGGGGGGAAUUGGGGCCGGGCUGGGGGCCGGAGGUCGCCCCGGUGCCCAAUGCGGCGGAGCUGCCGGUGCUGCCCGACAGCGAGACGGACGGACGGGACGGGACGGACGGGGGCUGCGGUGCCGCCAUCCCCGAACCGGUGCCGGUACCGGAACCACCGGCUGAGGCCGAGAGCACCAACCACAUGGAGGAUUCGACCCCCCCGGCACCUCCUGCUGCCCCCCCAGCGCCCACGUCCUCCCUGGAGCUGCUGGCAUCCCUCACCCCCGAGGCCUUCACGUUGGACGCGUCGCUGAAGGGCAAACAGCGCAUGAACAAGCAGAACUUCCUGCAGGCGCAGACGGGCGAGGGGCUGCGGGCGCCCCGACCCAGCGAUGACCCACUCAGCAUGUUGGACCCGCUCUGGACACUCAACAAGAGCUGAGGGGGCUCAGCCCCAAUCCCCCCAUAGCAGCACUACAGCCCGCAGCUGUGCGGUCACACGGGCGGUUCAGUGCGGGCACAACUGACUUUUGCAGCUGUUUGCUACUAAAAUAAAGGGUUCCGAAUGGCACUGAA
Coturnix japonica (Japanese quail) is the source of this 5519-nucleotide messenger RNA. It is a transcript of the gene PTPN23, whose product is annotated as protein tyrosine phosphatase non-receptor type 23. NCBI's taxonomy places the organism in Eukaryota, Metazoa, Chordata, Aves, Galliformes, Phasianidae. The record is from RefSeq and is a predicted model, not a curated record. Gene Ontology annotation, cellular component: endosome. Gene Ontology annotation, biological process: early endosome to late endosome transport; protein transport to vacuole involved in ubiquitin-dependent protein catabolic process via the multivesicular body sorting pathway; protein dephosphorylation. Gene Ontology annotation, molecular function: protein binding; protein tyrosine phosphatase activity.